Macadamia integrifolia is the source of this 1166-nucleotide messenger RNA. RefSeq names its product protein TIC 20-I, chloroplastic-like. The transcript has 3 exons. NCBI's taxonomy places the organism in Eukaryota, Viridiplantae, Streptophyta, Magnoliopsida, Proteales, Proteaceae. Bases 76 to 915 code for a protein of 279 amino acids. The record is from RefSeq and is a predicted model, not a curated record.
AACAUUGCAACAUGUUGGUCACAGGUUCAAAACUUGGAAACAGCCUCUUCUGCGAAGCAGGGGGUUUUUGUGGACAUGAUUCUUAAUGGAUGCAGCCUGAACUCCAAGACAGUUGUGAAACCCAAGAUCUGUAACCCCACUACUCAUAAAUCUUCUGUUACACGCUUCUCUCAAGUGCAUGCUAGGGUUACAUUUCCAAGGAACAAGAGCUUGUGGGCAGGGGCAGCUUGUAAGGACUCUAAGGAAGGGCUGUAUUGCCAUUCAAGAGGAUGGCCCCACCUGCACCUUUCCACUGCAUCAACCCCAUUAUUUAGGGGGGAUUAUGGUAGCCUGUCACACACAUUACCUGUACUACGGAAACGUAGUAUGGUAAGCAGAUCUCGUAUAAGUCCCAGAGCAACCAAAGAUGUACCUUCCAGUUUUCGGUAUCCGCAGAUGACCAAAAAGCCGAGAUGGUGGUGGAGGACAUUAGCUUGCAUCCCCUAUCUCAUGCCUCUCCACGAGACAUGGAUGUAUGCAGAAACUGCUUACUUUCUCCACCCUUUCUUAGAAGACUUUGAAUUCCUUACUUACCCUUUUCUUGGAGCUCUUGGCCGGUUGCCUGCCUGGUUCUUGAUGGCAUAUUUCUUUACUGCUUAUCUCGGGGUGGUGAGGAGGAAAGAAUGGCCACACUUCUUCCGGUUCCAUGUUGUGAUGGGCAUGCUACUUGAGAUCACCCUUCAGGUUAUCGGGACAGUGAGCCGUUGGUUGCCCCUUGCAUUGUAUUGGGGGAAAAUUGGCAGGCACGUUUGGACAGCUAUUGCGUUUGGUUACCUCUUUACUGUGCUCGAGUGCAUGCGGUGUGCUCUGGCAGGCAUGUACGCCGAUGUUCCCUUCGUAUGUGAUGCUGCAUAUAUCCAAAUUCCAUAUGAUUAACCAGGAAAGGAAACACACUUCGCUUCUCUCUCUUAUUUAUGUUGGUUUUUUGGGAUAUCCUAUUUAAGGGAAAAAUUGACGGUUUGGUGUUGUAAAUGCUUUGUUUUAUUUAAUAUUUGGCAUUUUUCCAGUUAAUGGUUUUCUUUGAAUCUUAAAGAUGUUAUUGAUACACUCUUGAUGAUUGAAGGUACAUGGAUAAAUUGUCAAGGAUUUGCCUGGGUUAUCAAGAAGCUUUCUGUCAUUGGUCUUAA